Messenger RNA from Callithrix jacchus (white-tufted-ear marmoset), 619 nucleotides. RefSeq lists its product as uncharacterized. NCBI's taxonomy places the organism in Eukaryota, Metazoa, Chordata, Mammalia, Primates, Cebidae. The record is from RefSeq and is a predicted model, not a curated record.
AUGAGGCGUGAGGUCAUGGAGGAGGAGGAGGAGGCCACUUGUAUUUUCUGUGACCGCGUAUUACUCCCUGAGUCAGGAAAGGCUAUGAGUGGUGAAACCCCAUGAACAAUGUCUUCAGAUGGGGCCUUUAAGAAGCUCAGUCCGUCUGAAGUCACCCUCACGGAGACACGCAGUGGCAGCUCCAGCCACCGCACAUUCCUCUCCAGCGGUGGGGACAGGUGGGAGCAGCCAGAGCCCUCCCAGCCCCCUGGGAGACUUGAAGCCUGUGCUUCCCACACAGACCACAUUCCUGCUCUGCCACCCCUGCACCUGCAGCCAGGGAUCCAGUGGACCUCCAGAGCCACAACUGUCCCUCUGUCAACCGUAGCCAGUGCCCAGCAAUUCAGGAGGCCUAGUGGUGAAGGGAGGCUGGGGAAAGUGGAGGGUGGGAGGAGGAGCUCAGCCAUGGGGAAGAAGGGGCCUGCAGGUGGCUGGGGUGCACCAGAGCAAAUGCCUUUGCAUCAGGCCUUUGCCCCGAUACUCUAGUUCUGAGAACCUGCUGUAAAUAAAGGAGGUAAUUCUGAUCUGGGACACAGACCCUUUGUGCUCGAGGAUAUUCACUGCAGUGUUAUUUACAAUG